AUGAGUACCGCCCCAGCGGCUUGGUGGGGGCUCCGAUGUGCCUUCACUUUUCUGGCGGAACUUCUUCGUAUUCGACCUGGCAUGGGACAUGAGGGAUGGGCGGCGGCGAUUGUCGGCAGUGUUAGCCAAAAUUGGGACGUUGAGAGAAGGUUUCGGGUGACGGAGGUAGCGCUGGCUAUUAUGUGGUGCUGUGCAUCUGCAUAUCUUUCAUAUUUUUUUGCUGAUUGUAUGAUGUCUCGUUGGCUUUUGAAUUAUACCCCACCGGCUGUUGUUAUCCGUCUUCUUACAACGAACGGCUUGAUUGCAUAUAUGACUUCUUGGGUUCUAUAUCUCUCUGGCGCUUCCUCAGAUCCUCGUCUUUUGUUACCAGCAUGGAUCUCGAUUACAACUACUUUGACAUUUCUUUAUCAUGCUACGCAAAAUCACGCGACGAUCAAACGUGAAACUGCUGCCUCGCUCCUCGUCGUAUCAGUUGCCAGUUUCGUCAGCAUGUCUUCGCUUCUUUUGCAGCUACACUUGACCCGCGAGAACGAACCCGAGGUACCGCUCUUCGUUCUGACGCGGAAGAUAUGGGAUUUCGCUGUGGCUGUAGUCCAGCGUAUGCGUGUCGCAAAUGACCAUGUCGGAGAGCUGUAG
Messenger RNA from Aspergillus nidulans FGSC A4, 636 nucleotides. RefSeq lists its product as uncharacterized. The transcript has 4 exons. Gene Ontology annotation, biological process: cellular response to oxidative stress. Gene Ontology annotation, cellular component: endoplasmic reticulum membrane. The record is from RefSeq and is a predicted model, not a curated record. Bases 1 to 636 code for a protein of 211 amino acids. Lineage: Eukaryota; Fungi; Ascomycota; Eurotiomycetes; Eurotiales; Aspergillaceae.